AUGGCAGACAAUGAACAGAAAGCAAUGCAGCUGGUUGCUGAUGCGGAGAAGAAAUUGAAAUCAGCUCAGGGAUUUCUCGGAGGCCUCUUUCGAUCAUCUUCAAAAGUAGAAGAUGCUUGUGAAAUGUAUGCAAGAGCAGCAAAUAUGUUUAAAAUAGCAAAGAAAUGGAGUGCUGCCGGAAGUGCAUUUAAUGAAGCGGCAAAUUUGAGACUGAAAAUGGAUAACUCGCAUGACGCGGCGUCCUUUUUGAUUGAUGCUGGAAACUGCUACAAAAAGACAGAUGCACAUGAGGCUAUCAAAUGUAUAAUAAAAGCCAUUGAGAUUUAUACUGAUAUGGGUCGCUUUACUAUUGCUGCUAAACAUCACAUAACUGUUGCUGAGAUAUAUGAAUCGGAGUUGGCAGAUAUUGAAAAGGCCAUGGCCCAUUAUGAGCAAGCUGCAGAUUAUUUUAGGGGUGAAGAAUCAAAUAGCUCUGCCAACAAAUGCAUGCUGGCGUCGCCAUCGCUGCCCAACUCGAGCAACACGAAGGCUAUCAACAUUUACGAGCAGGUCGGGGAGGCCUCCCUCGCCAGUCCCUUGAUGAAGUACAGUGCCAAAGAAUACUACUUCUGUGCUGCUCUUUUACAUUUAUGUGUUGAUAUUUUGAAUGCUCAGCAUGCUAUCAAGAAGUACGAAGAAAUCUGUCCUUCGUUCCAUGACUCCAGGGAAUGCAAAUUUGUUAUGACGCUUAUAGAGAAGUUGGAAGAGCAAGAUAUCGACGGAUUCACCGAUGCCGUCAAAGAAUACGACUCCAUAUCCCGCUUAGAUUCCUGGUAUACCACCAUUUUGUUGCGCAUCAAAAAAACGUUGCAAGAAUCUCCGGAUUUGUGUUAA
Messenger RNA from Uloborus diversus, 873 nucleotides. Its product is annotated as alpha-soluble NSF attachment protein-like. Gene Ontology annotation, molecular function: syntaxin binding; soluble NSF attachment protein activity. Gene Ontology annotation, cellular component: vacuolar membrane; SNARE complex. The transcript is spliced from 10 exons. The record is from RefSeq and is a predicted model, not a curated record. Gene Ontology annotation, biological process: intracellular protein transport; SNARE complex disassembly. The coding region runs from base 1 to 873 and encodes 290 amino acids. NCBI's taxonomy places the organism in Eukaryota, Metazoa, Arthropoda, Arachnida, Araneae, Uloboridae.